This is a messenger RNA of Mytilus californianus (California mussel), 1988 nucleotides long. Its product is annotated as fucose-1-phosphate guanylyltransferase-like. The record is from RefSeq and is a predicted model, not a curated record. The transcript has 3 exons. The coding region runs from base 78 to 1889 and encodes 603 amino acids. Gene Ontology annotation, molecular function: transferase activity, transferring phosphorus-containing groups. NCBI's taxonomy places the organism in Eukaryota, Metazoa, Mollusca, Bivalvia, Mytilida, Mytilidae.
AGCACCACCUGUCAAAUUUUCACCCAAGAUCAAGAGCUCAUUUAUCUAUUUGAAACUGAUAUAAAAGGGAACGCUAAAUGGGUGAUCCUGGUAUCACUACUUUUAUGAAAAAUGUUCUCAGUAACUACUCGUCCAUUAGAGGUAAAGAUAAAGACAGUGGCCAUGCAAAAUUUUGGGAUGUGGUUGUCAUAACAACAGCAGAUGAAGAUCAGAAAGAAAUAUUUGAUGCUCAGCUGAAAGCCAAACUAAGCAGAAAGGAAGUGCCAACAAAUCUACCUAUUCAUAUUAUAUCAGAUCCACCUGGGCCUAAACUUGGUAAUGGAGGUUCUACUUUAACUGCUUUGGACUUUUUACACAAGGAAUAUGGAAAUGGUCUGUAUGACAAUAGGGUGUUACUAUUACAUGCUGGUGGACAGAGUAAAAGGAUGCCUAGCGCUAGCAUACUUGGCAAAAUAUUUUCUGCAAUACCCACUGGGAACCCCUUAUACCAGAUGUUAGACUUCAAACUAGCUAUGUAUUGGCCAUUUAUACCUCGAAUGCCUGCUGGAGUAUUUUUGUCAUGUGCUGAUGAUUUUUUGGUUUAUAACCUUGGUGUGGAAACAUUGCCAUGGAAAUUUCAAGAAACUGGGUUUACAGCUUUAGCUCAUCCCUCAUCAGUUCAGAUUGGUACCCAGCAUGGUGUGUAUGUUUUGGAGAACCCAGAAACUAUUGACACAACCAAACAUAUCUUAAACCAGAAAUGUGUAGAAGUGUUACAGAAACCCUCUCAGUCUGUUAUGUAUAAGAAAGAUGCUGUUGUAAAAGAUAAAAUCUUAAAAUUCCCAAGUAACAUUAAAGUCAAAGGGGAUGUUGCUUACACAGACAGUUCAUUUUUCUUUGGAAUGGAUGUGGCCAAGAAACUAAUUGGUUUUUACAAAGAAAAUUCUCCAAUUACUUGCGAAAUUGAUGCCUAUGGUGAUUUCCUUCAGGCUCUUGGACCAAAUGCUACCAUUGAUUACACAUCACAUAUUCCUAAUGUCAGCAAUCCAACACCAAGCCUGAUACCAACCAGAGAAAAAAUCUUUCAUUUACUGAAAGAAACAAACAUCUCACUUCUAUUAAUGAACUCCUCUAGGUUCAUACAUAUUGGAACUACUAAGGAAUUUUCUCAGCAUUUUUGUUUCGACAAACAGUUUCAAGAAGAAGUAGGCUUGGAAAUGGAUGUCUUCAAUAAUUGGGUAGAAAACAGAGAAAGUAAAGAGUUCUCAAAGAAGAUGAAAUUUUCUGAUGUCAACCAAGGAUGUGUAAUGCAUUCUUGUGUAACGUCAGAUUCAACUGUAUCACCCGGUACUGUCGUUGAAUAUUUUCAUGCUGAUAUACCUGUAAACAUUGGUCAAAAUUCUAUAAUUAGUAACUGUGCUUUGUUGACAUCUGAGCUGAGUGAGAAUCUAGAGCAGUGUGACGUUCCACAUGAUGUAUUUUUACAUACAGUGCCUGUAUUUCACAAUGGUUCCACAAUGUUUGUCACAAUCUUCUUCCAUGUAAAUGAUAAUCUCAAAAAACAGGCACCUCCUCAGGAUCUGAUUUUUCUACAGAGGACUCUUGGUGAUGUAUCGUCUAUAUGUAAACUAGACAUGCAAAAGUUAUCAAAUAAUGGCAGCGGUGAUGAAGAUAACUCAAAAAAAUUAAGUCUUUGGACAGCUCCAAUUUAUCCUCUUGAGAAAACAAUGUCCGAAUCUUUUCUAUUAUCACUGAAAAUCAUUACAAAAAUAAGAACAGAGAAAAAGUCUGAUUUGAAUCUCAAUGAUUAUCAUUUAGUUUCCAUUGCUGAAAUAUUGAAAAUCAAAGAUUUCAAAACUAUGUUAAGUUUCAGAAGCAGAUUGAAUAGAACUAUAUGUGACAAUGAAUAGGUUUUUAAUUAUUUAACUGCUGUAGGAAACAGUUAUUUAUUAUAGCUAAAUUAUUUAUUAUUAUAUUUGGAGGGACUUUUUAAUAAAUUUGGUACUACA